AUGGAGGCCUUGGAAACUGGCGACGGACGUCAACAUCCGGCCACUGAUGAAGUGCGAUUUGUGGGAACAGAACAGACAGGUACAGAAGCGCCAUUCGAUGUCGGAACUUCCCUCCCAACCCAGAUGGAAACGAACGAGUUUGAACAUAAAGAGGUUUUGACUCCACUGGUCCCAUGUCGCAUGGAGGCUUUGAACGCCUCUCCGUCCCACUCGGAAGACGAGACCGAAGAAGGGGGUGCGGCCAGCGACAAAGAUGACGACGACCUGGAGGACGAGGAGGAGAUGGACGCUACUCCCGUGCAAGCAAACAACUCUGAUUCGGAGGAGAACGCCGGCAGGGGCACGUAUUGCGCAUCUUUCAAUUUGGACGAGAUGAUGGACAUCGGUACUGUGGAUCAGCAGGAACAGGAAGCCCAGAUGAGCACUGAAGAUAACUUUGCAGGUGGAGUGUUUGAGGAAGACGAGGCCAAAAUUGAGUCAGAUGUUGAUAUGAAUGCCAACUUGGAUGAGAAAGCAGGUGAAGAGAAAGAGGAGGCAAAUAAAGAAGAGGUAAUAGAAAAUCAGGUGAAUGAAGAGAAAGAGGAGGCAAAUAAAGAAGAGGCAAUAGAAAAUCAGGUGAAUGAAGAGAAAGAGGAGGCAAACAAAGAGGAAAAAGAACAUCAGGAGGAUGAAGAGAAAGAGGAGGCAAACAAAGAAGAGGCAAAAGAAAAUCAGGAGGAGGAAGAGAAAGAGGAGGCAAACAAAGAAGAGGCAAAAGUAAAUCAGGAGGAGGAAGAGAAAGAGGAGGCAGACAAAGAAGAGCCAAAAGAAAUACAGGAGGAUGAAGCGAAAGAAAAGGAAGAGGAGGGAAAACAAGAGGAGAUAAAAGAAAAGGAAGAGGAGGCAAAACAAAAGGAAGCGGCAGAAGAGGAGGAAAAGAAAGAGGAGAAAAAAGAAGAGGAGAGAGCGCCUUUCUAUGCCACUCGUUCCAGGAGCAGAAGUGCCAAAAGCCCCGCGUCAGCGUCUGACAUGACCAACGGAAAACUGUUGGUCUCCGCGUCCAGUUCUUCAUCGUCGUCUUCGCCGCCGCUCAUCAAAAUCAAAGACGAGCCCAUGGACGAGGAAUACGAGCAGGCCCACUUGAGCGGGGCCAUCAGUAUGAAAGACGAGCCCUUUGUUGCCAAGGAAGAGGACCUGCAGAUCGACUCUGUGUACUCUGUAACUCCGGACGGCGACGGCAGAAGGCAACGAGGUGUCCGGGGAUCGUCAUCCGCUUUGAACAUGUCCUGCGCUCACUGUCGGAUGGGGCUGCUCAAAGGCCAGACAGCGUACCAGCGCAAAGGCUCGCCGGCGCUCUUCUGCUCCGCCAACUGCCUCACCUCUUCUCUGAGCUCUCCCCGAAUAGUCAAAACUUGCUACCGCUGUCAAAAGCGCAUAUUCCGCCCUCAGGACGUCAUCCUGGCUCCGGAUGUGGACGGCGUGACAAGAGACUUCUGCAGCGAGAUGUGCCUGAGCGCAUUCAAUCACAGGAAAAACUCCAGUGCAUCUGACAACAAACCGCAGUCGCAGUGCAGCAUGUGCGGCAAAAUCGGCAUUAGCAAGCACGAAGUGCCCCUUGGUGGCACCAACCACAGUAUGUGCAGCGACUCGUGCUUCACGUCCUUCCGCACCACCCACCGGCUGACCAUGGCGGGCUGCGCCAACUGCGAAGCCAGCUGCCCCGUGAAGCCACUCCUGCUGAAGAUGGAGGGCAGCAGCAAGACACUGUGCAACGUCAGCUGCCUCAUCAAUUACAAAAAGAAAACGAAGAUAACCCUGUCAUGCACCAUGUGUCAUUCCCCACGGCCGCUCGCCGAUAUGAUCCACAACAAAAGCACUGACGACUCCGUGAGCCUCUUUUGCAGCAGCAGCUGCAUCAUGGCCUUCACUGUCCAGAGUGUCAGCUCCUCAGGCGCACAGAUGAGCUGCGAGAACUGCGGCAAGAACGCCCUACCGGCGUACCACCUGGCCAUGUCCGACACCUCCAUCAGAAACUUCUGCUCGCUGUCGUGCGUCAUGACAUUCCAGGAGAAGUUCAAGGUGAAGCAGAAACAAGGGACCGUUUACCCAAAGUUGUCGAGGGCGGCCAAUGUGGAGCAGAGCACCGAACCUCAACCACUGCCGCAAGGGGCCGCGCCCACGCUCAGCUGUGCCCAGUGCGCUCGUACGAUGUCGUUCAAACCCGAUGUCAUUCACGUCAAGGACAAAGUGGUGUUUGUGUGCGGUUGGAGCUGCGCCCUGGAGUUCAAGACCACCAAAAACGUGAGCGCCAAGUGCGAGUACUGCAAGCAGGAAAAGAUCAGCCGGGAGGUGAAACGUAUCAAUGGCAAGGAUUGCUCCUUCUGCAGCCACGGCUGCAAACUGCUGUACGAACACGAACUGGACGCACUCUGGGGCAAGCACUGCAAGUCCUGCUCGUAUUGCCAGUGUGUUUCCAAGAACCUGGAGAAGGCACUCUACGGCGAAUCCAAUGAGGAGUUCUGCUCAGAGGACUGCAGGUCCAACUACACUAUGCUUUUCUGCCAUGUUGCAAAGUGCGCCUCAUGUGGUCGGAAAGGCAAACUGAAGCACAGUCUCAUCUUGCUGGGAGAGGUCCGCAACUUUUGUGACCUACCAUGUUUGUUACGCUAUUGCAACCUCCAGGUCAAGACACAAGGCGAAGUCUUCCCGCAAGACUCCCCUGUCAUCGCAAAUGUGGUCUCUCUCGCGGACACAACCGCCGCUGACAAACCCACUAAGCAAACUGUAGAUACUCCAGUCAGGCGAAGAAGACGAGGAAGAGAGGAAUCUAACCCUUCCACAGUUGUUCGAGGAAAAGGUGCUGAGUCGCAAACAGACUCUGAUGUGAUCGUUAUUAACGACAGUCCGGUAAAAAAGACGUAUUCUUCCACCACCACACAUUCUACGACCAAUUCGUCUAAAUCGAUGAAGAAUAAGGCUCUGCUGUGCAAGCCGCUGGUGCAAAACAAGGGCAUCUCUUGUCGGACGCAGACAGUCGACGUAGAGUCACAGACAGAAUUGACCAUACCAAAGGUCAUGAUGGUGCCCAUUCCUGUGCCGGUGUAUGUCCCCAUUCCCAUGAACAUGUACAGCCAAUGGACCCCCAAGCCGUUGGGUUUUCCCCUGCCUCUCCCAGUGCCAAUGUUUCUGCCUGUCACCAUGAACAAUGCCGACCGCAUCGUGGACACCAUCAAAAAGAUCAAGGAUAAGUUCCCGGAAGACCCGUUCGAGGCCGAGCUCGUUCUCAUGGCCGAGAUGGUGUCGGAGACCAAUGGAGACAAAGAGACGCGUCCGGGAACUGCUGCCGGAGGAGAUGGGAUAAGCACCUAUAGCGAUGACUUGGACACUGCAGAUCUAGCCAGCCUGCUAAACAGCUGGGACGAUCCCAAUGUCCCUGGACCUCCCCUGGACAUAGAAAACGACUUCCCUGUCGAAGUCCUUGAGAAGAUGAGCCAGCAGCGAGAGCCGUCGCCAGCGAGUCCCGUGCGCACCAGUUCCCGAAAACGCCAGGCAUCCAGGAAAGUCAGAGAGUCGAGGGGUCGUAAAAAGUCGAGCAAGAGCGCCGAGGCAUCCGGCAAAAAAGGAUCCGGUGCAACCAACACACUCCCCAAUGUCCUGAAGCUGAAAAGCGAGUACGGUGUGGACGCCUGGAAGAGAUGGAUCCGCUGGAGGGAUACUCAGCCCGACCUGGAGCAACCUCCACGUAUCGGAAUGCGCCAGUUAGUGCUGAAAGAAGACAUCCUCUCCUGCAACUCAGCGGAGGUGAGCUACGGUCUCUGUCAAUUCAUCAACGAGGUCAAGCGGCCCUCUGGCGAGCGCUACAAGCCCGACAGCCUCUUCUACCUCUGCCUCGGCAUCCAGCAGCACCUCUUUGAGAAUGGCCGUGUGGAGAACAUAUUCACGGACAGCUUCUACAGCAGGUUCUCCAAUGAGUUCACCAAUAUGCUUAGAGGCUUCCAGCCUUCCCUCACAGCCAGCGGUUACAUCCACACACGCGUUGAGGAGGAAUUCCUAUGGGACUGCAAGCAGCUCGGCGUGUACUCGCCCAUCGUGCUGCUCAACACACUGCUCUUCUUCUUCUGCAAGAACUUCGGCUUCACCACGCCCGAGCAACAUCGCCAGCUGUCCUUCGCCCACGUCAUGCGCUGCACCAAAACCGGCCAGGGCAACGUCAAGACUACCUUCCUGCGCUUCUACCCGCCCAUCGAUCCCAAUGAAGAAAUGGAUGGCGCUCCAGCAAAGAGGCGUAGGGAAAAUGAAGACGAGAGAGAUACGCGAGAGGAGAAGAUCCUAGAGAUGAAGGAGAACACAGAGAAUCCUCUACGCUGUCCCGUGCGACUGUACGAGUUCUACCUUUCAAAGUGCUCAGAUACGGUAAAGCAGCGCACCGACGUCUUCUACCUGCUGCCAGAGCGCUGCUGCGUGCCCAACAGCCCUCUGUGGUUCUCGGCCACGCCGCUGGACGAGGAAACCAAGGAGGCCAUGCUCACUCGUAUCCUAGUCGUGCGCCAGAUGCAGGAGGCCCUCAAGGAGCAGACAUUCGACCCCGAAGACUACGAAGACAAGGACGAGUACACCGGCGGCGGUGGCGGCGGUGGCGGCGGUGACGACGACGAAGACGACUUGGAUUGGCUGUGA
Nerophis lumbriciformis (worm pipefish) is the source of this 4656-nucleotide messenger RNA. The record is from RefSeq and is a predicted model, not a curated record. NCBI's taxonomy places the organism in Eukaryota, Metazoa, Chordata, Actinopteri, Syngnathiformes, Syngnathidae.